Messenger RNA from Pogona vitticeps (central bearded dragon), 4357 nucleotides. Lineage: Eukaryota; Metazoa; Chordata; Lepidosauria; Squamata; Agamidae. The record is from RefSeq and is a predicted model, not a curated record.
AGUCGACCACCGACCGAGAGGAGAAAAAAAAAGGGGAGACUUUAAAAAAAAAAUAACCAUACACCCCACAACUCUUAAGGUGGAUUUGCAUUUAAGGUGGAUUUCUUGGUUCUAUUUUUUUUCCUCUUUUUGGCUUGUGUUUACUUUUAAGGUGGACUCUUCCUGUAUUUCUCUCUCUUUUUUAUAUUUUUAAGGUGGACUUGACCACUCCAGCUUAGCAAGGUUUCUUACUGAAUUACCUGCCGGUCUUGCAUCAGCCUAUUUAUUUUCCCCUCCCUAAAGGUUGAGGGAUAUAUAUAUAUUAUUUUUUUGGAGACAUUCACUAAACUCGAGAUCUCGGCUCCUGGGCUGUUUGGAUCGGAUCUCAUCUCCAAUCUUUUAAUUGUUCUUGUUAUUGCUGUUUUUUUUUUUAAAUUAUUCCCACACUCUUGCUUUAACAAAAAAAAAAUGGGUAAAGUUCGGUAGCCGGGAUUCGAACUCGCCACCCUCCCCGUUUGUAACAAUGACUAAAUCCAGGCCAUUUCUCCCCAAGAGACAGCCGAUGGCCGACCUGGAGGUGGGCAUACAAAGCCAGAAAUUAAGCUGCCGAGAGCUGGACAGGAGAGAAGCGUUACUUUUCCAGAUUUCUAGUUCCUCUUGAUUGGUCUCGAAAGAAAGGGGAGGGUCGGGAUUUUAUUGAGUUUUAAUUUGUGAAUUAAAAAAAAUAUAAAGAAGAAUUUCGGAAGGCCUUCGGGUUCCUUUGUUCUCCUCCCACCCCCACCCCCCUUUGAGCUAGACGUUUUUUCUUCUCCCGUUACUACCGCUAAGCUAAAUUUUCGCCUUUGCACUGGGAAGCCCAUCGAAGGAAAUCAUGGAAACUGUUGGGAAAUUCGAGUUCAGCCGGAAAGAUUUGAUCGGCCAUGGCGCUUUUGCAGUCGUCUUCAAAGGCAGGCAUAAAGAGAAGCCCGAAAUGGAAGUGGCGAUUAAAUGCAUCAACAAGAAAAACUUGGCCAAAUCUCAAACUCUCCUGGGGAAGGAAAUCAAGAUUCUCAAGGAGCUGAAGCACGAGAACAUUGUGGCCUUGUACGAUUUCCAGGAACUAGCCAACUCUGUCUACUUGGUGAUGGAGUACUGCAACGGAGGAGACCUGGCGGAUUAUUUACACAGUAUGAGGACUCUUAGCGAAGACACAAUCCGUCUCUUUCUCCAGCAAAUUGCCGGGGCCAUGAAAGUGUUGCAUAGCAAAGGGAUCAUUCACCGAGAUCUGAAGCCUCAGAAUAUCCUCCUUUCGUUUGCGGGAGGCAAGAAAUCGAACCCCAAUAACAUUCGCAUCAAAAUCGCUGAUUUUGGAUUCGCCCGGUACCUACAGAACAAUAUGAUGGCGGCCACUCUCUGCGGCUCUCCGAUGUACAUGGCUCCAGAAGUCAUUAUGUCCCAGCACUAUGAUGCCAAAGCAGACCUGUGGAGUAUCGGGACCAUCAUCUAUCAGUGUUUAACGGGAAAAGCACCUUUUCAGGCCAGCAGCCCUCAAGACCUCCGGCUCUUCUAUGAGAAAAACAAGACGCUGAUGCCCAACAUCCCAAGAGAGACAUCGGCCCAUUUGAGGCAGUUGUUGCUGGGGCUCUUACGACGGAAUCACAAGGACCGGAUGGACUUUGAUGAAUUUUUCCAUCAUCCUUUCUUGGACGCAAGUGCCUCUAUGAAGAAAUCUGCUUCUGUGCCAAUGCCUUCGUAUCCAAGUUCUGGAUCCGGAAGUUCAUCCAGCAGUUCCUCAACGUCCCACCUAGCAUCUCCUCCUUCCCUGGGAGAGAUGCCCCAUCUGCAAGAGAAGGCCCUCGCAUCGCCCACUCAGGGCUCGCCCGGUUUCCUACACGGGUCGAAGGAAUCGGCCAGCAGCAGCAAGAACUCGUCCUGUGACACGGACGACUUUGUGAUGGUCCCGGCUCAGUUCCCAAGUGAUCUAACCACGGAGGCUGCAGGAGGCAAGCCCAUUCAGGACAGCCUAAUGUGCAGCGGGAGUUCUCUGGUGACCUCAGCAGGUUUGGAAAGUCAAGGAAGAACGCCAUCUCCAUCUCCUCCAUAUAGCAGUUCUCCUAGCCCGUCUGGUAGACCCGGCCAGUUCUCCUCCAGUAGCAAAUACGGACAGUCGGUUCCUAUUCCAGUUCCUACACAGAUCCACAACUACCGCCGGAUUGAGCAAAACCUGCAGUCCCCCACUCAGUAUACUCCACCAAGAUCCAGUACGGUCAAGAGAUCCAGCAGCACGAGCCCGCUUGGCUUUUUCAAGGCCAGCCCUUCCCCUCCCUUUGCUGCUGGAGAGCACGGAGCAGCCAUGGCAGGCCCUAGAAGAUUCUCCUUUGGUGGCGCCAAGCCUUACAUGCCAUCCCCGCAAGUUGGAACAAUUCCAGAGCAGCCGGACCAGACCGUUGCCGCUUCGCCUCUUGGGCUAGAGAUGAGAAGCCGAGUACCUCUAGCGGGCGCCUCUGUGCCUGACCUUUGCCCGCGGGGAAUGGGCUCCCGUCUCCACAGCGCUCCCAACCUGUCGGAUCUCCAUUCCUGCCGGCAAAAGAUCACCAAGCAAUACUCAGAUCCCCUGGUCGCCCAUUUCAGCCACGUCCCGACUGGCCAGCCUGCGCCCCCAUGCGGCCUGCCAGCCUGCCGUUCCCUGAGGUCUUCCCCGAAGCUCUCCGAAUUCAUGCAGAGAAGCCCUUUGCCGACUAUUAUGGGAUCUCCCACAAAGGCCAUGUCGCCUUUCGACUACAACAAAACCCCGAGUUCCCAAAACCUGCUCGCCCUCCUGGCCCAUCAAGGGGUCGUGAUCACGCCGACGAGGAACAAGACACUCCCUGACCUGAAAGAGAUGGGGCACCUCCAUUGUCAGCAGGCGGGGCUUGGUUUGAGACCGAUGGACGAAGCCCGGGGCAGGUCGCUCAGCACCGGUCGACUCACCGACCUCCUCCUCAAGGCUGCUUUUGGGGAGACCGGGAGCAGUGACAGCUUGAACAAUGAAAAGCCCAUGGAGAUCACAGCUCCGUCGGCAGCCUGUGGAGGAACUGUACCCUCGGGGGCCCAGGAGGGCGCUUCCGCAACUCCCUCCCCCGUCGUCUUUACCGUGGGAUCCCCUCCCAGUGGGACGACGCCUCCUCAGACCACCAGGACCCGGAUGUGUUCUGUGGGAUCUUCUAGCUCUCUAAGUUCUGGAGGGUCUUUCAGUGGGCGACACUUCAUUCUGGGAGCGAACGGGGAGGUCCUUGAAGCCCCGCCGGGCGUCCGGUACACGUUUGCCGAUCCCCUCGCAGCCAACCUGGAAGGAGCUGUUACCUUUGAAGCUCCCGAGCUCCCAGAGGAAACGCUUAUGGAGCAAGAGCACACGGACAUCCUGCGCAGCCUGCGGUUCACCCUGGCUUUCGUCCACUACGUGAUGGAGAUCGCAGCCCUCAAAGGGAGCAGCAGCGAGCUGAGCGGUUCGGUGGCCUCCGAGUACCAGCUCCAGGAGAGCGUCGUGGCCGAUCAGAUCAGCCUGCUCAGCAAAGAGUGGAGUUACGCAGAACAGCUGGUGCUGUACCUGAAAGUAGCAGAAUUACUUUCCGCAGGGCUUCAGAUGGCCAUCGACCAGAUCCGGGCAGGCAAACUGUGUCUCUCCUCCACGGUCAAACAAAUCGUGCGGAAGCUGAACGACCUGUACAAAUCCAGCGUGUCGUCUUGCCACUGUCUGAACCUGAGGCUGCAGAGGUGGUUCCUGGAUAAGCAGAAGCUCAUGGACCGGAUCAACAGCAUCACGGCCGAGAAGCUCAUUUUCAGCCACGCUGUGCAGAUGGUUCAGGCUGCGGCGCUAGAUGAGAUGUUUCACCACCGAGAGGACUGCGUGCAGCGGUACCAUAAGGCGCUGCUGCUGAUGGAAGGACUCUUGAACAUCAUCACUGAGCAGGGGGACGUUGAGAACAUCAGCAAAUGCAAAAUGUGUAUCGAACGCAGACUGUCAGCCCUCUUAUCCGGGAUCUGUGCAUGAAGGGAAGCCUGCUGCUGUUUCCUUCAACCUCUGGAAAGCAUCCGUUGCCAAAAAAGAUGGGAGUCGGCAGCACCAAGCCUCUCAGACGCCGGCGGCCAUUUUCCUUCUUUGGCUCCAUGUGAAGAGAGACUUCGUAUUUGGAUUUUCUUUUUUUUCUGUCCCUCUCCUCAAGUUUGGCUUAGUCUUCGGGGACGUCAAGAGGGCUGGUUGAGUCCUUUCGGCGGCUUGAAACAUGAGAAGCGUUAACAGCCAGUCUGCCUUUCUCCGUUGGCUGGGAGGUGGUUGAGGGGUGUGUUGUUGGGUUUUCUCAGGGGGGGGGAAGGACCCAACCUCUAACAUGCCCAUUUUUGAGGAGCCGGCCUUGCUCGA